AUGCCUUUGGAUAUCGGAUGUGUAUCACCCCAGUUACAUUACACAGAGGAUGAUGUGCAUAAAGUAUUGGCCAACUACGGGAGGAAAUUGAAGGACUUGGAAAUCGAUUUGGAAUCAAUCAAGGAGUGGUUCAAAACGCAACCGCAUAUACCAGAAAUGCCUAGUGAUAGACUUAUUGCUUCAUUUUUAUUAAUGAACAAAUUUUCUAUUGAGAAAACAAAAGCAAGAUUGGAAAUGAACUAUUCCAUUCGCAACGUAAUGCCUGAUAUAUACUCCAACGGUCCAUUGCAACCAAAAUUCAGAGAUAGCCAUACUUUUUGUAAGAUAUUCGCCAUGCCAAAACUAACAAAAGAUUUACGUAGGCUUUGUUAUAUAAAAUUCGAUUAUGAUGCUUGUUACGAUCCUCACUUCAUUGUUACACGGAUAAUUACGAAUAUGGAACUACUUGCAAUUUGCGAUUUCAGUCGUGGUGAUGAGUAUAUUUGCGAUUAUACGAAUGUAAACCUGUCAAUGAUUAGUAAAAUUAAACCAACCGAUCUAAAAAAAUUAUCUACGAUUAUUGAGAAAGUGUAUGCAAAUCGAAUUCUUGUUUUACAUACUGUCAAUUUGCCACCAGAAGGCGAAACAUUGUUUAAUAUUUUUAAGCUCGCUUUGAAGCCGAAACUUCGAGAAAAGAUUCGUUUUCAUAAAGGCUUUGAUUCUUUAAAAGAAUACUAUGGGUUGGAUAUGUUUCCAAAAGAUUAUGGAGGUAACGCUAAAUCCAUAGAUGAAGCCACACUUGAUUUAGAAUUCAAAUACUCGAAGUUAUAUUACACCGAGGAUGAUGUGCAUAAAAUAUUAGCAAUCCAUGGGAAGAAUUUGAAGGACCUCGAGAUCGAUUUGGAAUCAAUGAAGGAAUGGUUUAAAACUCAACCGCAUAUUCCAGAUAUGCCCAGUGACAGACUAAUCGUUUCCUAUUUGUUGAUGAAUAAGUUUUCCAUCGAGAAAACGAAAUCCAGAUUGGAAAUGAACUAUUCCAUUCGAAAUGUAAUGGCUGAUUUGUAUUCGCACAGUCCAUUACAUCCUAAAAUUAGAGAAUCCCAUAAAUAUUAUAAACUCUUGAGUGUCCCAAAACUAACGAAUGAUUUACGAAGGCUUUGUAUCAUUAUAUACAGAGAUGAUGCAAGUCUUGAUAUGACUCUUAUCCUUUCACGUAUGAUUAUGAGUAUAGAACUUCUUGCAAUGUACGACAUCAGCAAUGGAGAUGAAUAUAUUGCUGAUUUCACGAAUUUAAGUCUUUCGUCGUUUACCAAAAUUAAACCAACAGACGUGAGGAAAAUAGUUACUAUUUAUGACAAAGUAUAUGGAAAUCGAUUUUCUGUUAUACAUAUUGUUAAUUUGCCAGCGGCUGGAGAAGCUUUGUUAAAUAUAUUUAAAGCUUGCUUGAAGCCAAAACUCCGUGAAAGAUUAAUCUGUCAUAAAGGCUUUGAGACAUUAAAAAAAUAUUAUAGCGUGGAUAUGUUACCAAAAGAUUACGGUGGAAGUGGUGAAUGCAUAAAUGAAGCUACAGACGAUUAUCAAAAGUUUUUUGAAAGCCACGAUGGAUAUUUCUCGAGAUGGCUACAAAUGCGCGUAGAUGAAAAAUUAAGACCUCAGCCGCUUAACCAGCGCGAACAACUUCCUCAUCAUCAACACUGUAAUGUGGAUUAG
Messenger RNA from Nicrophorus vespilloides, 1689 nucleotides. RefSeq lists its product as uncharacterized. Lineage: Eukaryota; Metazoa; Arthropoda; Insecta; Coleoptera; Silphidae. Gene Ontology annotation, molecular function: phosphatidylinositol bisphosphate binding. The record is from RefSeq and is a predicted model, not a curated record. Gene Ontology annotation, cellular component: membrane. The transcript is spliced from 13 exons. Bases 1 to 1689 code for a protein of 562 amino acids.